Brugia pahangi is the source of this 2277-nucleotide messenger RNA. Lineage: Eukaryota; Metazoa; Nematoda; Chromadorea; Rhabditida; Onchocercidae. The record is from the annotation of a GenBank genome assembly.
AUGUCGGCCAGUAUAAUUGUUCAAGCUACACCAGUAAAAGCGAAUCUCGAGGGACUCCUCGAUGAAAUACGACAAUUGGAUCUAACUCCGUUAGACCAAAAAGCGACAGUAGAAGUAUUGUGCCAGCAAUACGAAGCAAGGGCAAGGAUCAUCAAAGAAAAGUUGAUGCGCCUCGAAAAAUACGUUGGCACUCAUGAGAAGAUCAACGACAAAUGGUUGGAACACAUUCAACUAGCCCCAAUGUCGCAAAAGAAAAAAGAAAAAUAUGAACGAAUGGCAAUAGACGAUAGAGGUAUUUUAAAAUUAAUUAACACAGGUACGGAUACCAUUAUAACCUUAUCUAUGUACAAGGAUGAUACAGAGCUAGCCCUUAAACGUCUAGCACAAAUUAAAGAACCUAGCUUAACUGAAUGUCGUCCAGUAGUAAAUUUAUCACAAUUGUCGUUACCAACGUUUAGUGGAGACCCUAAAACAUGGAGAGAAUUCUGGAGUAGUUUCGAAGCCUCCGUACACUCUCAAAACAUACCAGAUAUCCAAAAAUUAAAUUACUUGGUUUCUUGCUUAAGAGGAAACGGCCUACGGCUAGUAAGAGGUUACGAUAGGGCACCUGAAAACUAUAGAAUUAUAAGAGAAUUAUUAGUGGAGAAAUUUGGUCGUGUUUCCACUAUAAGAAAAUUACUUUACAAUGAAUUCAUAUCUACAAAACGAAACGACAGAAACUGGAAAAUAAUAAUCAAAGAAAUGGAGAGAGUUCUAAGGCAGUUAGAAGCAAUUGGCGAAAACGUAGAGCAACCUACCAUCGAAACGAUAAUAGAAUCCAAAUUACCAAACUGGAUAUUAAACCAGGUUUAUCAACAAAAGGAAGAGGAUGGCCAGUGGUCUGUAACAAAACUUCGACAGCUUCUCAGGAAGACAAUUAAUAGAAACGACCAGGUAAUGGAAUGGCAAUACUUGGAUAACGUCAGUCGUAAAAAUUUAAUUAAACGUCAUCCUAACGCAAGCAUUCCAGAAAAUUCAGCAUUGAUUGCAAUAAAACAAUCAAAGCAAAUAAGAGGAACGGCUUCAGCCGAAAAGAACCAGCUAAAUCAAGAGAAUCCAAAUUGGUCGACAAAUCAGAAAAGGAGACCCUGUAUCUUCUGCAAUAACAAUCAUUGGGAUAGUAAGUGUCACAUAUAUUCUACAGUGGAGCAGCGAAUUGAUCGAUUGAAGGAAAUCAAUGUUUGCUCUAAUUGUUUUAAAUCUGGACACAACGAACUCAACUGCAUAAAAACAGUAAGUUGUUUUUAUUGCAAAAAAUCCCACAAUAGCGCCCUUUGUACCACUAAGACUCGUGAUACUGGGAAGAUUGUUGCCAAAAAUGCAAACAUAUCUGUUAAUCCAACUAAGAAAGUUGAAAAGAAACGAGUACUGCUUUUAUGUAGAGAAAUUAAUGUCUUUAAUCCUGAUAAACCUGAACAUCAAGUACAAGCUUUAGUACUGUUUGACGUCGGCGCAGAUGCGACCUUUAUCUCACAAAGGCUAGCACAUCGACUAAAUCUCCUAGAAACUGAUGAAGAAGAGUAUAAGAUCUCCUCCUUUGGCAAUAGGACUCCUCGAGUAUGCCGCACAACUCAAACACAAAUUGGAGUGAAAACGGAAAACUCCGAUCAAGUGACUAUCCAAGCCACUGUAAUGGAUUAUUUAACAAACGAUCUUCAAGUGAUGGAAGUGGUAGACAAAGGUGAGAAUUACCAUCUUAAAAGUUACAAGAAACAACCUGACAUAGUUAUAGGAGCUGACUAUUUCUUCAACUUUAUUCAUAUGGAAAACGCUCAGCAACUAAAGUCAGGAUUCACUUUACUGAACAGCAAGGUUGGACCUAUCAUAGCAGGAAGCGGUUAUACAAAUGAAUUGUGCCAUCACCAGAUCUUUGCAACGAAGAUAUCUCAAGAAAACCGUGCCCCAGAUAUAGAUCAAUUUUGGAAGUUGGACUGUAUUGGCAUCCAAGAUCGAUCUGAUACACAAGAUGAUGAACAAGCACUGGAACAAUUUAAGAAGAGUAUCACUAAACAAAAUGGAAGAUACGAAGUACGUUGGCCAUGGAAACCAUGCAAAGGCAAAUUGAGCGAUAAUUAUGGAUUAUGCGUCAGCCGUUUGCGAAUGCUAAUAGCACGACUUCAGUCCCAUAAAGAGGAAUUACAAGAAUAUGAUACAAGAUCAACUACAAUCUGGCAUAAUCGAAGAAGUACAAUCACAAAUGAAUCAAGAUGGAAUUAUUCAUUACCUGCCACAUCAUGA